Orycteropus afer afer is the source of this 504-nucleotide messenger RNA. The record is from RefSeq and is a predicted model, not a curated record. NCBI's taxonomy places the organism in Eukaryota, Metazoa, Chordata, Mammalia, Tubulidentata, Orycteropodidae.
CCGGCGCGCGCCUUCCUCUGCUCGCGCAAAGGCUGCCUCCUGCUGGCCGAAUCGGGUCUCUCCUUCAUCACCUUCGUCUGCUACGUGGCGUCCUCUGCGUCCACCUUCCUCACGGCACCCUUGCUGGAGUUCCUGCUGGCCCUCUUCUUCCUCUUUGCUGAUGCCAUGCAGCUGAAUGACAAGUGGCAGGGCUUGUGCUGGCCCAUGAUGGACUUCCUGCGCUGUGUCACGGCAGCUCUCAUUUACUUCGCCAUCUCCAUCACGGCCGUCACCAAAUACUCUGACGGAGCCUCCAAAGCGGCCGGGGUGUUUGGCUUCUUUGCCACCAUCGUGUUCGCAAUUGACUUCUACUUGAUCUUCAACGACGUGGCCAAAUUCCUCAAACAAGGGGACUCCACGGAUGAGACCCAGAGACCAUUCCUGGGCACCAGUGCCCUGGCAACACCGCCAAGCAUCCUCUUUGCUUUCCUUUCAGAAGAGAAUUCCGACUCUGACUCCGACUGA